This is a messenger RNA of Cladocopium goreaui, 632 nucleotides long. The record is from the annotation of a GenBank genome assembly. Lineage: Eukaryota; Dinophyceae; Suessiales; Symbiodiniaceae.
CUAAGCUCAUGGCUUUCACGGUGCCUCCGUGAACGCGGUGGAUCGCUUGACCGCCGCUUGACGGGACUUUCUCGCCAUGUUUCGCUCGAGCUGUUUGUUGGUGCGGAAGAUGUUCUUGCCCUUCUACUCAAAGGAGGGUGGCCCUCCCAGGAUCCGUCAGCAAGUGGUGGGAACCAAAGGACGCAGGUUCUUCAAGUUGGUGGCAUGCAACCAGAAAGACAAGCAGAACGGAAAGCACAUGGAGGUGCUUGGAAGCUAUGCCCCCAAGGCCCGGUCCAAUGUGAAGGAAAUCCGCCUGCGCUUUUCUCGCGUGAAGUUCUGGCUGGGUGUGGGCGCGGCCUUUAAUCCCGGGACCAGGCAACUGCUAGCAUUGGCGGGCUUGAUCCCUACGCCACCGCCGUUGUUUGGCUGGCGAACCAAAGGGCACUACAACGAUCUGCAAGAGGUGCUGGAGAAGCGGCAAGCAGUGCAUGAGGCUGCCGUCAAGCAGUACCACAAGCAUUCGGGCGGAGUGCCUGGCAUCCACGUUCGAUGAUGCGCCAGUGGAAAACGUGACCGUCCGCUUCGAUGUGGAAGAUGUAACGGUUAGCCGCCAGUAAUCUGAAGAUACUGUGGAUGGGCCAGCGAAAUCC